AUGCCAAGGAAGGCGUCUCCUAUCUGCGGUAACCCGUUGUAUUUACAAUGGAUAAAGGAAAUGAUGGAAGAGGCCGGAGGAGUAUCUAAUAAUAAAAUGUACUAUGCUUAUAAAAAGGCCUAUGAUUCAAUGUCAAAGUAUCCGAUACCCUUCAAUCACCCCUGCGAAGCUAUGAUACUGAAGGGUGUCGGUCCCAAGAUAACCAAACGCCUCGAAGAGCGGCUAAGACAGUAUUGUGCUGAUACCGGGCAAGCGGUUCCAAUACGCUCUGGAGCGUACGCUAUUCUCCUUACGCUUUUCAUGGCAUACGGUAAUGGGCCUUAUCGCGCGAGUCUAACAAAACUAGAAAUAAUUAGAGAUGCAGCUCAAUUUUGUGACACGUCUUUUGAUGUUCCGGUCGCCAAAACACGUAAUUACACUGCUUGGAAUGGAAUGAAGACCUUGCUUGAGAAAGACCUUGUCUACAAAAAUGGGAGCCCCGCACGAUACAAGUUGACAGAAGCUGGGCUAGUUGUCGCAUCUCAACUUGUGGAGACUGCCAAGAAACAAGGGAAAGAGUUGGGUCCUCUCGCAGAAAAAGAACUUGUAGUCACAACAGUUCGGGUUUCUUUAGGUAUGAAUUCAGAGGCAAAUGACAUCAGUCAGGAAGUGUCAGUGGUUAAUAGCUUCGAUCGAGGUGCGGGAAGCUUAGCUGCGUCUCCGAUUAAAGCUGUGCCUCCUCCUAAAGCCGUGUCGUCACUUUGGGAGUCUUCGGCAACCCAUGCUGACUGCGGAUCUCUUAAUAGCUUGGCCGGCCCUGCACCGUUGCUUAGCUACAAAUCAAGUUUAAGCACGAAGACAACGGCAGUUAUAUCACCCCCCACUGCUGAUCCUAUGAUCUGGCAAUCAGGGACAUUGAAAACAACUACAGACAUAUCACCUCCCACUGUUGAUCCUAUGAUCUGGCAACCAGGGACAUUCAAACCAAAAGCAGCCCUAUCACUCCCCACUGUUGAUCCUAUAAUCUGGCAACCAGGGACAUUUGAAGUGCAUCUCAUACUAGAUACGCGUGAAAUACGACAUCGACAAGAUCGUACUUACAUACAAGAAAAGUUGGAAGAACGUGGCAUGACUACAAGUGUGCGUAGUUUGGAACUUGGUGAUGUUGUUUGGGUUGCAAGACAGAAAGACAGUAAUUCUGGUGAUAUCGUGCUGGACUACAUUCUUGAACGUAAGAGGAUGGAUGAUUUAGUGAGCAGUAUCAAGGAUGGAAGAUUCAAAGAGCAAAAAUUUCGAUUGAACAGAGGCGGUGUCGGUCAAGUAAUUUAUUUAGUUGAGGAGUUUGGCAGGGAAGAUGCUGUCGAAUUUGGGAUGCAAGCUAUUCAGACGGCAAUAUCAUCAACUCAAGUAGUCGAUGGCUUCUUUCUGAAAUUUACUACUAAUAUCGACCAAACUAUUGAAUACUUGGUCUCUCUAACAAAAAUGCUCAAAAAACUAUACGAGUCGGUUCCUUUGUACAUCAUACCCGAUACCUGUUUACAAUAUCAAACCUACCUUCCUCUUAAAGCUCAUCUCAAAGAACUUUACCCGGCCCGCACUUAUCAUAUAAGCUUUCUUGCUUACAAUGAACUAAACUCCAAGUCUCGCAAUCUCACUCUUCGUGACAUGUUUGCAAAAAUGUUGAUGUGUACCAAAGGUAUCUCUGCAGAUAAGGCGGCAGAGGUUAUUAAGCAAUAUCCAACACCGCAUUCGUUCUACACUGCUCUAGAAAAAUGUCAUAAUAACGAGGCAAGAUGGAAAAUAGUCAACGAAGUAUGUGGAGGUACAUUUGGAAGUAAAAAAAUAGGACCGGUCUUGAGUGAGAGGAUCGCCAAGCUAUGGUUUGUAAAGCAAUAUGCGGAUGGAGAAUGA
Molecule: messenger RNA, 1890 nt
Organism: Paraglomus brasilianum
Lineage: Eukaryota; Fungi; Glomeromycota; Glomeromycetes; Paraglomerales; Paraglomeraceae
Source: the annotation of a GenBank genome assembly